Messenger RNA from Notothenia coriiceps (black rockcod), 570 nucleotides. RefSeq names its product transducin-like enhancer protein 1. The record is from RefSeq and is a predicted model, not a curated record. Lineage: Eukaryota; Metazoa; Chordata; Actinopteri; Perciformes; Nototheniidae. The transcript is spliced from 3 exons. Gene Ontology annotation, molecular function: transcription corepressor activity. Bases 1 to 411 code for a protein of 136 amino acids. Gene Ontology annotation, cellular component: transcription regulator complex; nucleus. Gene Ontology annotation, biological process: regulation of DNA-templated transcription; negative regulation of canonical Wnt signaling pathway.
AUGUCCCUCUCUCUCCUCUCACAGGGCAGCGAUGCGGAUAAGAGUGAUGAUAAUUUGGUGGUGGAUGAGGACCCCUCGUCCCCCCGCAGUGUGCAGUCCUACUCGUCCAGGGAGAACGGCCUGGACAAGAUGCCCCCGUCCCGUAAAGAAGCCCCCCCCCAGGCCAGCCCGGCCUCCCUGGCCUCCUCCAGCAGCGCACCCUCCCCGUCCCGCGGCAAAGAGCCCCCACAGAGGGAGAAGUCCAGCACUCCAGGUAUGAAGCCGGGGACCCCCAUGUCUCAAGAGUCCAACACCCCGGGGCCCAGCGGACCCCCACAGUUCAGACCUGUCCCCGGCAAGCCUGGUGUCGACCCCCUCGGUAAGAUCCUCCACUUAUAUGGCUCUUAUUCCCCCAACAUCUUCCCUGCCUAAUUGAUAAAUCAGGCAUUGAACUUCACAACCCUAAAGUUAGUUUGAGGUUAAAAUAUGAAUCUUGCCGACAUCACUGGAAACUCAGGAGACUAAAAGGCAAACCUCUCCACCCAGCAUCAAUUAGAAAUAUGAAUGUACCUCUGCAGAAUUCUUAUCCUC